AUGUUAAAUAACUUUAUCAUUGGUUCAGAUACGAAACCAACAAGACAUUACUUUAGAGUACCGUCCCUUGCAAGCAUGGCUUCUCCAGUUGCACCCACAGUAUCCUCUGGAAGCACCUUAAGAUUGAAAAGUAAAAAAGAGAAGGAAGCAAAGUCGUCUGCAAAGAAAAGUGAGGGUCGACGAUUAACAAAGAAAAAUAUUCUUUGCAGUCCAUAUCAUCUGGCAUGGCCAAAGGUGGAAGCAAGUACUGAGGAGAAAAUAAUGGACUGCCUUCUUAGUACUCUGAACAAGUUUCCCAGGCUGUGUCCUGAAGUACAAAAAGGAGCACCAGGCUUUUCCAGUUCAUCAAUUAAAAUAAAGGAAAAAUCAAAUCUCAUAGAUGAAGAUAUAAUACGAAAAAAAAUAAGAGCUCAGCUGGCCAUAGGACACAGAGAAGCAUCCAAGUGUUUGGAGAGAGACCAACUCGCUCUUCUUCUUGUUUGGAAGGAUGCAGAGCCAUCCAUCAUAACAAAAUGUCUUAUUCCAUUGGCAGCUACUCGUUUAUGUCCAGCCCUUUGUUUACAAUCUCUGGGACCAAAACUUUCACAAGCUACAGGUUUGACAAGUGCUGUAGCUGUUGGUUUUAAGAAAAUACAAGCUGGCCUGAACGACUUUAAAGAUUUUGUGACCUUGGCAGCUAGUCUGGCUCCACAACUAACUGUGCCUUGGAUGAAAGCAGAUGAAAAGGGAGACAAUCAAGAACUGGAGACAGAUAUUACAGAGGAUACAAGGACAGCAAAAGAAAGAAAUAGCUCAACAGAGAAAACCGUGAUGGAAGGAGAAAGAAAUCCUGUUGAAUCUGCUGGUGCAACAAGUAAACAAAAUGACCUCUUUCCUUGUUACGUGAAUGGAGAUGAUUGGCCAAUGGUUGAAGAGGAUGUUGAAGAAAAAGUUGUAGGAAAACUUAUCUGUCUCCUCACACAAUACAAAUCUGUGUUUAAAAAGCCAAAAACCAAGCUGAGAACUGAUGAAUGGAAAAGAAAGCAAAAUGUUAUCAGGAAUCACCUCCUGACAGAUGCUUCUGCCAUCAGAGACGCUGCUAAAAAUGGGAAGUUGUGUCUGCUUCUUGUGCAAAAAGAGCAGAUAAUCCAUCCCAGUGUUGCUGCAGCAACAAUGUAUGCCACCAGAAGCUGUUGUCCAGUCCUUGUUAUAAGACGACUUAGACAGCAGCUGUCUCCAGUGAUUAGAAAUCCACUAUUGCCCAUGCUGGCUUUUAAGAAAUGUGACAAAGAAACAUUAUCUGCUGAAUUCUCGGAAUUUAUCACCUUUGCUAGUCAGCACACUUUGUCAGAUCUUCAGCUCCUUUUCCCAGCAAGAAGGAUGCAUCCAAAGAAGAAGCACCAUCAUCCACAAGUGCACCUGACUUGCAAAGACAGACACCUAAAAAGCGACCUGCCCCUGUGUAUAAUGUCUCACACCUGUAUGUGUACAAAAAUGACAGCUCCAAGCCUCCAGAAAAUGUGGGAGGUACUGCCGCUUCUGUCAGCCCAACAAAUACAAAGGUGACACAGGAUGGAGAGAGAACUAUCAAGGAAAAGGUGGAAGAUUUUAUUUCUUUGUCAUCCGAACCAAUAGUACAGGUACUAGGCCAACACCCCACAGGAGAAAAUAUUUCCCCUGACAUCUUUCUGGACAAGAAAAAAGUUGCUUUGAAAAAGCCUGAUUCAACUGUCAAAGCACAGCAUCAUGAAAAUGUUGCAACGGAAUCUUUCUCAGGAAUUUUGGGAUUGGAUGCUGCUGAUCUUGCAACUUUGCCUACACCACCUGUUCAUUGUCCCAGACAAGCCAAAACCAAAGCAACACUGAAAAGAAAGUUGAAGAACAUGGAGGAGGAGGAGGAGUAUCUGUCCUUUUCUUUCUACCCAACAAACAUUCGAACAUCAAUAUCCAACCCCAAUAAAAACAAGAAAAAGAAGAAAUAAGAGAGGCAGAGUGCUUAAAAAUAAUAAUGCAAAAUUUGUAAAGCACAUACACUCGGAGUAUGCUCUUACAGUAGUGUGUAGCCAACACAUAUUUAUUCACAAAUGGUACAAAUUUUUUUGGCACGUGCUGUGGUAUUUGGAUCUCUCAUUUCAUGUGAGAAACAGUGAGGCAUGGGACAUGUGCUUUGAUUUUAAUAAUAAUAGUUUAGUUCCUUUAAAGUGAGAAAUACUCAGAUUUCUGAGAACUGUGUAUGUCAGAAAACUCAGCUUGCCCUGGACGACUUGAAGGAUUUUUGUGACCAUAGCACCUAGUUAUUGCAUUUAAUUGAUUUAUUUGAUUGCACUGGAUAUCAAAACGUGUGCAGUUUGAAUGUCAUUAUGAAUUUAAAGCAAUGAUUACUUACA
Molecule: messenger RNA, 2366 nt
Organism: Pomacea canaliculata
Lineage: Eukaryota; Metazoa; Mollusca; Gastropoda; Architaenioglossa; Ampullariidae
Exons: 9
Coding region: 1-1545 (514 amino acids)
Biological process (GO): tRNA 5'-leader removal
Cellular component (GO): fibrillar center; nucleolar ribonuclease P complex; ribonuclease MRP complex
Molecular function (GO): ribonuclease P activity; ribonuclease P RNA binding
Source: RefSeq, a predicted model, not a curated record